GCAGCAGCAGCUACUACGACGAAAAGCUCUUGGCCGGCUACAGACAGGUACGAAACGGGCUUCGUUUGUUAAAGUUCACUUGGCUCAGUUUGCAUUGAACCGUAGAGAAAGCUGGCGGACGCAUUAAAUACAUUACGUGGCAUAUAACAGAUAGUAGUAGUAGUAGUAUCUAGUAGAGAUAGUCAAAAUCUACCUGUUCUGCCGUGUUAUUGUUGUUCUGUCGGACGCUAAGAGUGGUUUUUCGGGUCGCCCAUCGCCGUAGGGCGAACUUUGGAACUGGUUGUCGAUCGUUAUUAUUAUUGUUGUUGUCGUAGUCGACAGGACCAGUAUGACGGGUAAGCCCUUUAAAGCGCCAUGAUCAACAAGUUCCGGUACAGAAAGCCCCCGACGGGGAAAAACUGCAAUAACGGCACAUUCGCGGAAAACAACGGCAAGUGUUUGAAAGUGAACGGCGCUGGCGUCGGCGGCGAGAACAAAGAGAGUGUUAUUGUUGUUCCCGAUGACGAUUGUGAUUAUAAGUGCAACAGCAAGAUGCUGAAUGCGGAAAUGAAAACGGAGUUUAGAGAGUUAUUCUCUCAGCUUCAAUUUUCGAAUGAAACGGCGCUGCCGCCGGAUUCUCUCCGCAGGGCUCUUGCCGAGAGUUUUUUCGACCAGCAACGUUUCCAAUUGGGCUUCAUGGACGAUGCGGCAGAAUGUUUCGAAAACAUGCUUCUUCGCAUCCAUAUGCAUAUAGCACAUGGCGAGGCCGAGGACAUGUGCAACGCGAAACACUGCAUACCGCAUCAGAAAUUCGCCAUGACUCUGGUCGAACAAAGCGUGUGCAAUUCUUGUGGAGCCACCUCUGAACCACUACCCUUUACUCAGAUGGUACAUUAUGUAUCAGCGUCCGCAUUGACCGCACAAGCAAGACAAGUUAACGUUGCCGGAGGAUUCCUAAACGUUUCCGAAUCUUUUGGACAACUUCUACGAAAAGCAGGAGGAAUGGGAGAUAUUAGAGAUUGUCCGAGCUCUUGUGGGGCCCGAAUCCAAAUCAGGAGGACUCUCAUGAAUCGACCGGAAAUUGUAUCUGUUGGUGUCGUCUGGGAUUCAGAAAGACCUACCCUCGAGUACAUUACUGACGUUUUCGCCACUGUUGGCACGACCCUGCGCCUCAGUGAAGUUUUUCAAAGCGUCGUGGAUAAAAGAUGGGCAGAAACAACGUUACACAAUCUAGUUGGCGUUGUCACAUAUUACGGAAAACAUUAUUCCACCUUCUUCUUCCAUUCGAAACUUCGCGUAUGGAUUUACUUCGAUGAUGCAACUGUACGAGAAGUAGGCCCCAGGUGGCAACAGGUCGUGGAAAAAUGUCGGCGAGGUCGCUAUCAACCCCUCCUGUUGCUCUACGCUGUAGCCAGUGGAACACCGGUCAAUACAGAAGAUGCUCCCAAACACGUGAUUCCUUAUCGAUGCGAACGAAAUCCGAAGUCUCCAACGAAGAACUUCCUCAAACGGUCUGUGACGCCCAGUCCGGAGAAACCCAACGUGGGAAACACUCGAAGAGCCAUCACACCCAAUCCGGACAUUGGUUUCGGUCAGAAGCAGCCAUUAACGCGUUCCUACGACGACUAUCAAAAUCUGUCUGUGAUCCAAGACAAUAUACGUGCCAGAGAAAACGUUCCGGACGUGGACGAAGUCGAUGGUGACAUUAAGCACGUCGAUUAUAUCACCAGAAAAACCGUAGAGAGCAUGCUCAUGUCUCAUCCGAAUCAGAAACCGAGAAUCAACGUUCACAGAACUUUAAGUAACGGAUCAUCGUCCGGAACUGAUGGCAUCUCACUUCCAGAACAUUUGAAUGUUCCACGAAGACGUGAUUCAGGUAACUGGAGCGGUGAUCGUAACAGUGCUUCUUCUUCGUCGUCAACCACGAUGGAAAAUCCGUACCUUUACUUGGUCGGAAAGAUGCCCAACGGGAGUAAUAGUGUUCCUGGAAGUCCUACUCGCGGAAAAGACAGCCCCGUAACCGGAGGAAGCAUUUACGAUGCUGGAUAUGAUUCUUACUCGUUAUCAUCCAACGACAGCUCUGCUGUAAACCCAGCUGCCCAUUCAGUAAAACAAGGCCAUCUUGCAAAAAUCCCCGAAGAUUAUAUGAACGUCGCUACCGAAAAAGUUUCUACGAGUUGCGAUAUUCUUUGCUACGAAGCCGAUGAACUCCUCAAGAAGUCGAGGCAGCUUGAGGAAGAACACGAUCUUGUUCUCGCCCUAGCGCUUUGUAACGCUGCUGCUACGAAAGCGCGAGCUGCCAUGAAUGCACCUUACAAUAAUCCCCAAACUCUUAUAUUGGCAAGAAUGAAACACAAUACUUGCGUAAUGCGGGCGAGAAGUCUUCACAGGCGAAUGACUCACACUCCGGACAAUGUAAGUCAGGGUCGCCACUCGAGGCAAAAUUCUAGAGAUAAAGGAAAUCAUUCGCGUCAAAACAGUAAGGAACUUUUAGUCCAAUCUGCUCCAGAGAAGGUUGUAGAGCCGAUCAAAAGUAUCGAGAUAUACGCAACUCUACCCAAGAAGAAAGGUUUCCUUAAGAGCAAAGAGAAAACGAUAGCAAUAGAAGAUGCUGAAUAUAUCAUCUGCGAUAAGAAAAGUACUCGCGAGGCAAGAAGUUCUUCAAAAUCAAAAAAAGAAGAGCUCAAGGUGCGUGACAAGCGAUCCCGAAGUGAAGACAGAAGUAAAAUCUCUAAAGAUUUAUCAAUUGCACCUGCCCCAACAACAACAGUAACAACAACAAAGGAUAAUUCCAAGAAAGAGAAAAACAAGGAAGACAAGGAAGACAAAAAAUCGAAAGAAGACAAAGAUAAAGGGAAAAAGCAACACAAGAUACGGAGAAAACUAAUGGGAGGCCUUAUAAGACGUAAAAACAGAAGUAUGCCUGAUCUUACGGAUGGCAACAUAGAUAACCCUUCAAAGGAUCCAAAAUUAAUGGUCACAGUCGAUGACAGCAAAAUUGGAAUGGGAGAUUCUGAGAAAAAGUCGAAUAUGUGCGGCUAUCUCUCGGAAGGCCAUCUAGAAUUUACGGGAACCACCAGCACCAAUCCUAAUUUAGAAAGAAGCAAGCUCAUGAGAAAGAGUUUCCAUGGAAGUGCAGGUAAAGUACUGACUGCAGCUAAGGUACCUCCACCACCCCCACUUAGAACAACAUCACAAUUAUCAGCCAACAAACAUGACAGUAGCUACGAAGACUCGAUCCAACACGACUUUUCUAAACAAUACGAACAAAAUCAUUAUCACAAUAGUAGUAAUCAGCAUGGCUAUGAUGUUCCCGAUUCAGGUCCUCUGAGAAAUCCUCCUACAUUCCUACCGUCUCAAUCUUCAUUGCCUUACUUGCCAUCAAACAGUAUUUGUCGUUCACUUUUGAGAAGCCAAUAUGGUCAAGAUGACAGAGACUGGAAUAUUUCUUCAGAUAACUCCUUUGAGCAAAACCCUGACGAUAAUCGUAUUGUCACCACAGCCGUUGUCCAUCAAGAGCAAAGUCCUAUGCAUCAUGAAACUAGACAUAAUGCUCAGAGCAUUGAUGAAGUGGAUAGUUGCGUGCACGACUCACUUCAAAAUUUAGAGCUUCCUCCUUAUCCUAGUCCCAUAGGUUCAGUUAAUCAUUCGCGUCAAGCCAGUGAAGAAUUCCCACCUCCGCCGUCUGGACUUGACCUCUCCGCUCUUGAAGAACAUUUAUUUUCAACCGCAAAUAAUAUCGAUUCACACAAUUACUCAGAGUCUGCUGGUUUAUUGGAGCAAUUGAAGCAGAGAAAGCACGAAAUCAUGACGCAAGAAGAACACAAAUAUCUACAGGGAAUGGAAAGAAUGGGUGCGUCCAGCGAUACUUGGCUGAAGGAACUUCAAGCUAAACAAGAAGCACUUAAAGCCAAGAAAAUCGAUGAAAAAAGCCAAAAAGAUGGUUUCGGUGGGCACAGAAAAUUAUCUACGGAUUCUAUGAAAAGUGAUAGUAGUAAAGUUACUUCUGUAAGAGAUCUAGCAUCGAAAUUCGAAAAUAUUAACGUUCACCCCGGUAUCAAUAAACAAAAUGAAUGUGCUCAGAAAAGACCUAACGUUGGGCAAAGCGGUUUCGACUGUGGAAAUUAUUCGAUCGACAAGAACUCAAACGUUCUUUACACACAAAGUUUAAGAGACUUAUCCAAUAGUCCUAUUAGUAUGGGUGUGCUGUCACUGAAAAAAAGAGACGAACUUGAUGCUGUUCAAACUAAUACGAAUACUGACGAAGAAAAGUCAGCAACUAUCGGGCCCAAUCCAGAAAUCCUACGGACUAGACCGCCACGAACCAAAAAGAAAAGUGUCUCAUUUUGUGAUCAAGUUAUUCUUGUUGCAACGGCAGAAGAACAGGAAGACGACAGCUUUAUUCCCAAUCCAAUAUUGGAACGUGUUUUGAGAGCAGCUCUGAACAAAAACGAAGACAACGUAUCUGAAUCAUCGUCUAUCAAUCAAGAACCACAACUUAAACCAAUUUUUAUUGAACAAUCCAUAACAAUUAGAGAUAGAGCUGGCUCCGUAGACAAUUUGUUUUCUCAUCAAAAUAACGAACAAUCGCCACAGAAAAGUGAAGAUGUCGUAGAUGCUUCUAAUUUAAAGGUCAAUUAUUCCAUUCAACAUUCGGAUAGGAAUUAUCGCCUUCCUAACGAGUUUAGCCAAAUUCCCGACGCCCAUAAGGAGCAACAUAAUUCAGUCCAAACUUUGCCCCCUUCCAGUUCGUACCCAGUUAACACUUACCCCAAUCAACCUCAGAUAAAUUACGAACAACAGUCUAACAUGAUCCACAGAAGGAAUUCAGAUAGUCUUAUCAGACAAGCAAUUUCCGAAAGUCAAAAUCAAAUUUAUUUUGCCAGACAAUUAUCUCAUCCAGAAAACAUUCCACAAAACCACAGUGUUGUAAGACAUUCACCAUCGGUGUAUCAAAUGCAAAAUGGUUAUCAAGGCUCUGGAUCUCUACCAAAAAAUCAACACUCUCCGUCUCCUACUCCUUCGGUUAAUCAUAUUCAAACCAGCUCCAACAAUCCGCAAUACCAUCAUGGUUAUAAUACUCAGCAAGCAAGUCAACCAGAUCAAAAUAACAUCUACCAUUAUCAGCACAAUGGAAGUAGACCCCAACAAGCCAUAGAUCAUCCGCAAAACUCUUAUCAUCCACAACACCAAAACGGGAACGUAUAUCAAAAGCAACAAAUUACUUCCGAUCAACAACAACAACACCAGUACUAUUCCCAACAACAAAAUGGGAAUAUCCAUCCAAGGAACCAGAUGCGUCCUGAUCAUUAUUCCCAACAAAAUGGAAAUUUUCACCAACGAGUCCAGACACCAACUGAUCAAAUCCACUAUCCCUAUCAUCCUCAGCAAAAUGGUAACAUUUACAAUAGACAACCUAAUGUUGAUCAGUCGCAAAUUGCAAAUGUGAGCACGCAAAGGCAUUCAGCCGACCACGUCCAAAAUGUACACCAACAAAGUGGGAACGUGUACCAGCGACAACCAUAUCCUGCUGAACCAACUCAAAGUUUAAACGGAAGUGCUGCUCAUCAUCAACAGCAGUACAAUGUUUAUCAAAGAGUUCCUCAGCCAUUUUCAGAUUAUCCGUAUAAUCACGAAAGACCUCAAAAUCCUGUUUACUACAGAAUGCCUACUCCUGACCAACAUAAGUCCGCAACGCAAGAUAUUUCUACCCAAAAUCACAAAAAUGCUCUCUAUCAGAGUGUUUCACGUCCAGAGAGUAACGUUUCCUCGAACUACGGUCAUCAUCAAGGAAACAACGGUUAUGGUGAAGACCAUACCGGGAAUUCACAGCAUCAAAAUGGAUACUCGCCUCCUCAAAACCAAUAUUCACCUUAUCAAAUGCCUCCAGUAAAGUAUGUGGCGUAUUCACAAGGUUUGCCAGCCCGACAACAAUUGAAGAAGACUGUAAGUUUUGGGGAUACUCCAAAAUGUGGGAACGAAUCGCCGACACCAAAAGCUGUGGUCACACCUAUAAUCGUUAAUCCCCAAAUGAAUAAUAAAGGUGCUACAAACGGUAAAAUAAAGUGCAACUUAUGCAGAAAGAAACUUGUUUCUGUGCCGAGUAUGUAUUGUACGGAUUGUGAGUUUUACAUGUCCAGAUUUAAACCGAAGACGUAGUAGUUUGGUGACGUUAUCGAAGUUUCGCGCUAGUGUUUUAAGUAAGAAUCGGCCUUUUCUCAAUUGUGAUAUAUAAAGAAAAUGUUCAAAUUUUAUUUAUGUACAAUUGUUUCUAAAGUAAUCUAAUUGCAUAAGAUCUCAUUGUUUAGUUUGAUAAGAUUACUAUAUUAUGUUUUAGUUUUAAUUUUUAUAAUUUUAUAUGAUGAUUAUACAAAA
This is a messenger RNA of Agrilus planipennis (emerald ash borer), 6354 nucleotides long. RefSeq lists its product as uncharacterized. The record is from RefSeq and is a predicted model, not a curated record. The transcript is spliced from 4 exons. NCBI's taxonomy places the organism in Eukaryota, Metazoa, Arthropoda, Insecta, Coleoptera, Buprestidae. Gene Ontology annotation, molecular function: cysteine-type deubiquitinase activity. Gene Ontology annotation, biological process: protein deubiquitination. Bases 355 to 6138 code for a protein of 1927 amino acids.